AUGGCCAUCAAGCUUCCAUCAACCAGACUUUACAAAGUCAAGAUGCCUUCUGCAGACGGCUUGCUUCGUGUGCUUGAACCAGAAUUCCUCGAGUUUGACUUCUUUGGAUUGAAGUCAAUGAUAGUUAAACUCAAUCAACCUAUUUAUGGCGUGGAAUCUGCUCGCGUGACUCUGGAGUACGAUAGCGAGAGUCAACUGAAUUCAAGACAUUCAGUUCGUGGAAAGAUUGAAGGAAAAGCAUUGACCCUAGAUGUCGGCAAUGGCGUCAAGAUCGUUGGAAACCUUGAUCAAUCUGAGAGAUUCCAACAGAUUGAUGGGUAUGGGGACUGGGCUAUUUAG
Molecule: messenger RNA, 339 nt
Organism: Fusarium poae
Lineage: Eukaryota; Fungi; Ascomycota; Sordariomycetes; Hypocreales; Nectriaceae
Exons: 3
Coding region: 1-339 (112 amino acids)
Source: RefSeq, a predicted model, not a curated record